Siniperca chuatsi (mandarin fish) is the source of this 1317-nucleotide messenger RNA. RefSeq names its product endonuclease, polyU-specific C (gene endouc). Gene Ontology annotation, molecular function: RNA endonuclease activity. The transcript is spliced from 8 exons. The record is from RefSeq and is a predicted model, not a curated record. Lineage: Eukaryota; Metazoa; Chordata; Actinopteri; Centrarchiformes; Sinipercidae. The coding region runs from base 134 to 1078 and encodes 314 amino acids.
GUUUGUCCAGAUUUGCCCAUGCGCAGUUAAUAGCCAUCGUCCAACGCCUGCAGGGUAAGAAGUGCGGGUGGAUAGUAGACCUGUAGUGAAACAGACAAGAGAGUACUCUACUGUAGUCCGAGCAAGAAGAAUCAUGGCUGCAAGGUUCUGUGGAGUCCUUGCCCUUCUUGCAGUGUUUCUCAGUGGACUGAAUGCAUCAAGACCAGCUGUAAACCAGGAACUAUCCAAUAUUUUCAAUGAGCUGUGGAGGUUGGAUGUGAAUCGCAUGACGCCUGGGAUAGACUACACAAUCUCUGUUCAGGGUAGAGCCAGUUUUGUAAACCAGGGCAGCCAUGUUGUCCAGGAUCACGCCGCACAGCCUCUGUUCUCCAACGUUAAUGAGAACAAACUGAUGAACACAACCACCAUCUCCCGGUUCACAAAACUCCUGGACAACUAUGAGCGGUCCACAGGCGUGACCGAACAAGUCACAACAGAGGAGCUGACAGAGAUUAAUCUCUUCCUGGAUGCCGUCUUAGAGACAGAAGUCAUGAAGCGGGCUCAUAAGUACCUGGUGACCAAAGGACAGUCGAGCUCUAACCUGAGACAGUUUAAGAGCCAGCUGCGCUUGAUCUGGUUCAACCUCUACCACAGACAGAGAAGCACAGGUCUCGACUCCAGUGGAUUCGAGCAUGUCUUUGUUGGAGAGACAAAAUCUGGAACAGAAAUCAUUGGUUUUCACAACUGGAUCCAGUUCUACCUGCAAGAAAAAAACAACCACUUGGACUACAAAGGAUACAAGGCCAGGGAACAUGACUUACCUGAUCAAGACGACCACGUUCUGAACCUCCAGUUCAGCUGGCACGGAGUGGUGAAGCCCGUCGGCAGUGCCUUCAUCGGGACCAGCCCUGAGUUUGAGAUGGCGCUCUUCACCAUCGUCUUCCUCAUGAACACGGAGAGGAGCACCACAGUGCUGGUCAACAUCGACCAGUGUCAGAUGGAGCUGGUGGUCAUCAGACACGGACGCUCCCUCGGGACGGCGUACCCCAAACUGCUCAGCAGCAACAGCAGACAUGUCAGGCAGCAGCACUCACACUGAUGUGAUGAUGCCCAAGAAUCUGAGGCACAAAUGUACUGUGGUUUGGUUAAAACGGCACAGACCUACUUAGUAUAGUGCAGGACAUAGAUGCGUACAAGUCUGUGAUCUUUAUCAGGACCAUUGUAAACUUGAUUAAUUUGUCAAAAGCUAAUUCAAUAAAAGUAAUUGAUGCUUUUUAAAAUCAAAUAUUUGAUGUGUUUAUGUCCUCAGCAAAUAAAAUGACUUUCAUUUGUAAUACA